AUGGAGACAGACACAUCGGGGCAACGGCCGUCGGACCUGCGGCCGAGAGAUGAAGAAACACCCACACGGGAAGAAGAAGAUAUCGUACCGCCUACCGAGCUUGCCAUCCCCGAGAUUGAGCAAGAGCACCUCAGGGAAGAAGAAGAACGCGAACGACUGAAUGAAGAAGCAUUCAGGAGAGCUGAAGAGCAAGGAGCACGGCUCUCCGAGGUUGCUGUACCAGCUCCUGUCGAACGAAGACCGUCGCACCGGGAGCCGUGGGCCACAUUAGAAAGUGCGGAAUCGAGGGUUUCCGGGCCCCCGCCCAGCGUUAUAUCGUCUCAAGUCCCCCUAUCGGAGUGCGCUACGAAGCUGUACACUGUUUCGUACCUGAUUUUCUUUUCGAUAUUUGGUGCCUUGGCUAGAGUUGGGCUGGAGGCGCUUACAUACUAUCCCGGAGCACCGGUGACAACUGGUGUGCUAUGGGCAAACGUGGGCGGGUGCUUGCUGAUGGGGUUCUUUGCUGAGGAUAGGAAUAUUUUCCGCGAAGAAUGGGGCCAGCAACAAAACACCGAGAAGCAUGGAAAUGGCUUUUCGUCAGAGGAGAACCAAGGAGGAACGAGUCCUGAAAACAAUCUCAAGCUGCAUAAAGCGGUCAAGAAGACCAUACCACUUUACGUUGGUUUGACGACUGGGUUCUGUGGCUCGUUCACGUCCUUUUCCUCGUUCAUGGGCGACGUCUUCCUCGCAUUGUCGAACGAUCUCCCUAAUCCGAAUACGGGUUCGAUUUUACCAAGAAACGGUGGAUACGGCUUUAUGGCAGUAGUUGCCAUUAUUUUAUAUACGAUAUCCCUUAGUCUAUCAUCGCUAGGUUUCGGCGCUCAUCUCGCUGUUGCCCUGGAUCGGUUUACUCCAACGUUGCCAUUUAUUGUUACGCGCAGAAUCGUUGAUCGGUCCAUGGUUGUUCUAGGAUUUGGCUGUUGGCUUGGAGCCGUGUUUCUCGCAAUCUGGCCUCCAGAUCGACAUAACGGCAUCGAUCAGAAUUGGCGUGGUAGAGCCGUUUUCGCUACUGUGUUUGCACCGCUAGGUUGCCUCUUGCGCUACUAUGUCUCAUUAUUCCUCAAUGCACGGAUCCCGGCUUUCCCUCUUGGUACCUUUACGGUCAACAUGCUCGGAACGAUGAUUUUGGGGAUGUGUUUCGAUCUGAAGCACGCAGCCAACGUCGUUGCAGUGCCCGCAUCUACGACAGCUUUCAGUGUCGGCCGUCUUACAGGCUGCCAGGUCCUAAAUGGGGUGCUUGAUGGCUUUUGCGGAUGUACUACCACUGUAAGCACCUGGAUCGCAGAGUUAUACAGCUUAGAGCUUCGACACGCUUAUCGUUAUGGCCUGCUGACAAUUGGCUUGGCCUUAUCAUUUUUGGUUGUUAUUAUGGGAUCUAUGAGGUGGACUGUAGGAUUCGCAGUGCCCGUUUGCUGA
Molecule: messenger RNA, 1455 nt
Organism: Coccidioides posadasii C735 delta SOWgp
Lineage: Eukaryota; Fungi; Ascomycota; Eurotiomycetes; Onygenales; Onygenaceae
Biological process (GO): fluoride transmembrane transport
Cellular component (GO): plasma membrane
Molecular function (GO): fluoride transmembrane transporter activity
Source: RefSeq, a predicted model, not a curated record